AAAAAAACCCCAAACAAAAGUUUAUUUCUGUUUGCAGAGUGAUGAAGUUACGUACGUAGGUAGUAAGGGAGGUAGUUUCCCGGCUUUUAGGUGGUUGUUACUCGGACAGGUUUGGCUGGAUCCUGGGCAAAGAGAUUUGGUAACCCUGAGCCUUACCUCGUCAUUCUGUGUUACGUGCAGAGGCUGACGCAACGCUCCCAGAGCGAGAUCGUUGGGAUGUUUCACCCGGGUGAAAGGUAGAAGAGCCACAAGCAAUUAGGACGCUGCCGAAAUCCCCAUCUGUUUGGUAUGAGUCUGCAGCUCCUCUGGGAGGAUGGACACCCUGAGGAACCGGACGGUGGAGGAACUCCAGGAGCUGCAGGAAAAUGCAGAGGAGAUCGAGCGCCUGGCCCUGGAGUCCCAGGAGGUUCAGGAGCUGCAGCUGGAAAGGGAGAUGGCCCUUGCUGCCAACCGGAGCUUGGCCGAGCAGAACCUGAAAUUCCAGGCGCCGCUGGAGACGGGGCGCACCGACCUCUUUAACAAAUAUGAAGAGCUGCAGAAGCUGGCUGAGCGGUGUAAAGAGCAAAAGGCAAAACUGGAGAAAUUUUCAGCAGCAAUGCAUCCUCAGACCUUGCUGGAUCUCCUGCAGGUGGAAAGCCAGAAAAUUGAGGAGGAGUCUGAGAAAAUGGCCGAGAAGUUCUUGGAGGGUGAGGUGCCCCUGGAGACAUUUCUUGAGCAGUUUUCCAUGAUGAGGAACUCCGGGCUAUUCCUGGUCUCCGUCCAGGGGCCCACCUCAGCCCCCACCAUUUCCUGGCUCUCACCCCUCUCCUCCGCCACCCAGACCCAGGUACCCUGCCUACUUUCCCCCUGGGGCAGGGAGACCGCAGUGUCCCUACCCGACCCAGCCCCUUCUCCCUAGUUUCCCAAUCCCCGCACAGCCUCCCUAUCCUCCUGGACUGCCCCCGCCCUUUGGGUACCCCCCACCUCCAAACCCUCAGCGCCCUGCUUGGCCUGGCUACUAAAUCAGGACUCCUGGGAGAGCGUCCUUUGCUGCUCCCUCCUCUUUUUGUGGACUGAGGAAGAAGAGCAAACCGAGAACGUUGCUCUUCAACCCAUAGGUGCAAAAGCAUUACGCAGGGUAAGAGACAGUAGUGGCUCCGGGCGUCAGGCGGGCUGACACUGUCCCCGCGAGCUGCAGCUCUUUAAGUUGGGUUUGUGACGAUCGCUGGUGCGCUGAAGUGUUCGCUUCCAAAUCGGCUCGUCCAGGCUCCGGUGUGAAAGCCAGGUAGUCAUCUGGGUACUCGGCUGGGGUAUGUGGGAACGAUGUGCACUGAUUGCAGCCGCUGAGAGCCGAACCCCCUUGUCUGUGUGCGCGGGAGUGUGCGUGGGUGAGCGAGAGAGACCGCUCCGUGUGUGCCUGUCCUUUGCUAUGUGGGUAACAGAUAUAGUAUCAUAAUUCUAAGCCUUUUCACAGGUGUUCAAAAGACACAGUGGGAAUCUCUGACAGUAUACACAAAAUACUCACUGCUUUCCAAGGACCUUCCUGGAAGCGGGAGGCAGAGCCUGCCCGGCUUGCAGGCGAUUUGUAACUGCUUGUAGCAGGAGAAGCAGCUAGCUCACCCCUUGGGUGGGCCAGGCCUUGAGAUCCGUGGCUGUCUUUACCGCUGCUGCUUUUGUCCGGCACGGGAGCCUUUCCCAGGCUGGGCCGGCUGUGCGCUGUCUCGCCAAGGGCACGAAGGCUCUGGUAGCUCCCCAGAGUUCAAUGCAUGGAUAUUAUCUGUGCUUUUGAAGUAAACUGGGCCGGCACGAUGUCUCAGGCUGCUGCUGCUUUGGGGGCACGUGCCUCAGGUCACAGGGAGGAGCGGGAGUCAGUGCCUCCUGCCCAGCUUUGUGAAACGCUGGGGCUCAGCAGCCUCCUCCUGUAUCCCCGGCCUCUCCUGCGGUGCCCAGGGAAACGGGGCAAUUAUUCGGGGUGCUACAGUCUCCAGCCUUCCUCACAUCCCCCUUCUCACAAAACACUAGGUAAUGGAUGGAGCAAUGAGUUAACAUUAAUGGAAAUGGGAUUUGCUUUGCUCAGCACUUUAUCCUACGAAUCCUGCCUGUAUCCCUGUAAGUUAUUUAUAAGGAAAGAUUACUAAUGGACUAGAACAAGGCAAAUGCUUCUGGGGUUUGAUGGAAACAAUUC
This is a messenger RNA of Haliaeetus leucocephalus (bald eagle), 2164 nucleotides long. RefSeq names its product vacuolar protein sorting 37 homolog C (S. cerevisiae) (gene VPS37C). Lineage: Eukaryota; Metazoa; Chordata; Aves; Accipitriformes; Accipitridae. Gene Ontology annotation, cellular component: ESCRT I complex. The record is from RefSeq and is a predicted model, not a curated record. Gene Ontology annotation, biological process: protein targeting to membrane; ubiquitin-dependent protein catabolic process via the multivesicular body sorting pathway; protein targeting to vacuole. The transcript has 6 exons.